Molecule: messenger RNA, 448 nt
Organism: Vicia villosa (hairy vetch)
Lineage: Eukaryota; Viridiplantae; Streptophyta; Magnoliopsida; Fabales; Fabaceae
Exons: 1
Source: RefSeq, a predicted model, not a curated record
AUGCGAAGAAAGGAUUUAGAGUUUCAAGCUGGUGAUAAUGUGUUUUUGAGAGUUACACCUGUGACUGGUGUUGGGCGAGCAUUAAAGUCUAAGAAGCUUAAUCCUCGCUUUAUCGGUCCUUAUCAGAUAUCAGACAGAGUUGGAAACAUGGCUUAUCGAGUGGCGUUACCGCCUAAUCUUUCAAAUUUGCAUGAUGUGUUCCAUGUAUUGCAACUCCGAAAGUAUGUUCCUUAUCCGUCGCAUGUAAUUCAUAUGGAUGACGUGCAAGUAUGGGAUAAUCUCACGGUGGAGAUGAUGCCGGUGCGAAUUGAAGAUCAUGAGACAAAGACACUCAGAGGCAAGGAUGUUGCUUUGGUUAAAGUGGUAUGGACGGGAGCUGCUGGAGAAAGAAUGACCUGGGAAUUGGAAAGCAGGAUGCGAGAAGCUUAUCCAGAGUUGUUUGAAUCAG